AUGCAGGUGUGGAUAGGGAUCUACUUCACCCGCUUCAGCGAAUGUUUCCCUGAUCCCAGGAAGAACAUCUGGACUGUACCGAACUGCCCAAUAUGUCAUAGUGRAUUUGUGGAAGAGAUGAAAAGAAAAUCCAUGCCGGCGCCCCUCCCCCUGAAUCCCCGCGGGCGGCACCGGCGCCUGGCGGUUACCGGCGCCGCCGAGAAGCCGCCGCUGCCGGUGGCGGCGGCGGGAGCCGGCGCGGUGGUAGCGGCAGCCGCCGUUGCGGGCGCGCCCGAGCCCGGCGUGCCCGCCGAGGAGGCCGUGGUGGUGUGGAGCCCCGAGGUGGAGGUUUGCCUCUUCCACGCCAUGCUGGGCCACAAGCCCGUGGGGGUGAAUCGCCACUUCCACAUGAUCUGCAUCCGCGAUAAAUUCAGCCAGAACAUCGGCCGGCAGAUUUCCUCCAAAGUCAUUUGGGACCACCUGAGCACCAUGUACGAUAUGCAGGCGCUUCAUGAAUCUGAGAUUCUCCCAUUUCCCAACAUAGAGAAAAAUUUUGUUCUUCCUGAUGAAAUGAUUCAAGAAGUGAGAGAAGGAAAAGUAAUGAUUGAAGAAGAAAUAAAAGAGGAAAUAAAAGAGGAGAUGGAGACUCACACAGGCCCAGAAGAAGUUUUUACACCUUCUGGAAAUUUAGGAAAAACAAGUGAAAAGCCCAGCAGCAAAGAGAAGGAGAAGACUUCGUCAGACCCYGGGUCCAAGGAGGGAUCUGAUAAGAGGAAGCGCAACAGAGUCACCGAAAAGGUCUUAAAUGCCAACAGUAACCCCUCCAGCCCGAGCGCUGCRAAACGACGCAGGACAUAGAGCCGUGACAGAGGAGAGCAUAAAACUGGAACACGGAGAAGGGACAUUGAAAACUGAAUAGCAAGGAAGACGAUACUUGAAUUUUCUAAGAGAGGAGAAGGUAUCUGAGCCAGGUAUUUGAAGAAUUUGCACAUUGGCUGUAUCCAUGCAAGAGGUCGCCCGUCUUCUCCAAUUUGUUARUUUGUCAGCAGUGAGUAGCUGAGUGAUAACUGCCUGCUCAGGGCGUUGAGGGAGGAUGCUGUCAGCUUUAAAAGUUCAGGAGGUGGCUGUGUCUCAAACCACUAACGUACUGUGUCAGCACAGCUCAUGAAACAGGUGCUCAGUUAAAGAAAGAGGCUCAGUUCGUGAAAAUCUUCGGGUUAUUUCUGUAAAUUUUGGAUCUUUUUUGUUGCCUUUGUUAUGUUGUCUACUUUGAAUAUWUCAGGCCCUCUGUGGUUAAUGUUGUUUGGCUGUUCUACUUAUUGCAGAUGUAGCAUUUGUAUCAAAUGUCUGGCUUUGUUCAGUAAAACUAACUCUUUUAAAUCCAGAUAACUAAUGAGUUGAAGUUUUCUUUCAUAUUGUUAUAGUUGUUAGAAGAUGAAGGAAACCUCUGCUACCUGGUCCUUAGUGGUGUAACUUUUUCUUUCCCGUUCUUUAUAAAUAUGUAUAGUUUAAGUGAAAAUGACAGAGCCUCUAGUCAGAAGAAUCAAUCAGUGUUCUAUAUAAAAUAGCCAGUCAUGUCAUGUGAUACUGAAAGGGAUCAGCUGAGUUGUGCACAAACCUAGAGAGGUUGUUUCAUCUAUCUGUACUAUAGUAAUGUAUAUAACAGUGGGGUUUGUACUUUAAACUUUUUUUAAAAGUGAUUUUAYUAAAUGUUAUUGCAAAAUUGCAAAAUAUUGAUCCUGAUCUACAACCUAAGUAUUCUGACGUAGUUUUAGUAAAAGAAUUUACUGGUGUAUUAUAAUGCUUAUUUUUAUAUGCUACAGUAUUAAUACAAAUUUGGUAGACGUUACUGUUUAUAGUUGCCAAAAGGUGCUUUGCACUUAACAAACACCUGUUAAACGGUGAAUGAAACAGACGGAAAUUAUAUUCAAUUUGUUUCACCAUAUUAACUAUCCAUUAAUAUGGCAAAACAAUAUUAGUUAUCAUUAAUAAAUAAAAAGAAUCACAGUAUUGCAUUCAGUACUGCAAUUAGAAGCUAGAAACCUGAAUUCUUUUUUUUUUUGUAAGUACAUAGCCAAGUUCCUGUUUUAUUCAUGUUUGUUGUUUUAUACCAAGAAUAGAUCUGACAUGUUCAUUUUACUAAAUAAUAGUUGUUAUGUAACUUAGAAAUUGGCUUGUAGUUUAUGGUAUUUAAGUACCUUGUACUUUUAGUGAAGCUCCUCAGAAUUGCUUAGCAGUUCUUUAGGAGCCUAAAUAUUUUUAUUUUGC
Nothoprocta perdicaria is the source of this 2247-nucleotide messenger RNA. RefSeq names its product MRG domain binding protein (gene MRGBP). NCBI's taxonomy places the organism in Eukaryota, Metazoa, Chordata, Aves, Tinamiformes, Tinamidae. Gene Ontology annotation, cellular component: NuA4 histone acetyltransferase complex; nucleus. The coding region runs from base 1 to 837 and encodes 278 amino acids. Gene Ontology annotation, biological process: regulation of transcription by RNA polymerase II. The transcript is spliced from 6 exons. The record is from RefSeq and is a predicted model, not a curated record.